AUUUGGGAGUAUUAACUAAUAACUCCUAUCACUAACAUUUUAUGUUUUAACAUACCAGAGUCACACGCAAUCCAGCAGUCCAGCGCCACCAACAAUGUGACAGAGCUCUCCACUCUCCUCAGUCAUAGCACCUAGACCCCUCCACUCUUAGCCGGCGGACAGAGUCACAGCGACACAACAACACUGGCAUCCCAUUCAGCCCUCGCGACACAGCAACAGUCGCAGUGCCGUGGCCUUCUCACCUUCCUCGGUUCCAUAGCCGCCGCCUCCGUCGCCUUCCUCGGUAGCCACCGUUUCCUUGCUGUCGCCUUCUCUGCAUUUCGCAGCGUGGACGCCUUCCAGAGUCCGCUGCUGCCAUCAUCCUCCACACCUUCCUCCACGCUCUCCGAGUCUCUAGAAUGGAGAUGCCUCAGUUUGAUUGAUCACAGGACAAGUGAGAACAUUGGUGGUUCAGAAGGUGAAACAGUUUAAAAACCGAAAAAUCAAACCAAACCAAACCAAACUACACCGCAUACACCUCUAGUUUCGGGUGUUAGCCCUUUUUCUUACCCAAAAGAAAAAAAAGAUGGAAGUUAUGCCUUUUUGUGUCACAUUCACUAAAUUUCAUACAUUUUCCUUUCUGAAACCAAACGUAACAACAACCGAAAUUCAGGGCCUUUCACUACCCAAUAAUAGGAGCAAACAUUGCAAUCUUUAUUCAUUUUCUUCUUCAUCUUCAAGAAGUAUAGCAGCAACAGCAACACUAUACCCUUCUGCCACACAGAAGAACCGCUACUGGAUGGUACUCAUGGAGCCUCCACCUCAUGGUGUCACCUCCAAGUCACAACUCAUCAAUUAUUACGCCAACACUCUACACAAAGUCCUUGCCAGUGAGAGAGAUGCUCAAAUGUGUAUAUAUGAUGCUUCCUGCGAUACACACUUUGGUUUCUGUUGUGACAUUGAUCCACAAAUAACCUCCCAACUCACAAGUUUACCGGGGGUCUUGUUGGUUAGGCCUGAUCCGGAUUUCAGUUCUUCGGAAAAGGACUAUAGUCUAUCAAGUGGUCAAGAAGGUCUGCUAUCGAAUUCAAAACUACAAUUUGAAACUAACAUGUUAUUCUUUCUUGAGAAUUCAAAGCAUUGGCUUGUUAGAAUUGAUAAACCUGCUGUUGGGAUUGUUACAAAGGCUCAGAUUGUCGAUUAUUUUGUUCAAAUAUUGACCAAGGUGAUGGGAAACGAAAAGGAUGCUCAGAUGUGCAUAUAUCAUGUUUCCUGGAAAAAAAUAUUUGGUUUUUGCUGUGAACUUGAUGACGACUGUGCACAGGAGUUAGCUGGUGUGCCUGGUGUCUUAUCAGUUCAACCAGAUAAUAAUUUUGAGUCAGCAAAUAAGGAUUAUGAAGGUAAUAACUUAGAAAACAGUUUGAGUGUGCAAAAAUCUUUGGAAACAAGUCAGGCAGCUCCCCUGCGAACGAAAAAGCUUUUUGUGACAGGGCUAUCGUUUUAUACAUCUGAGAAAACCUUACGUGCAGCAUUUGAAGGCUUUGGUGAUCUUGUUGAAGUCAAAAUCAUUAUGGAUAAAAUUUCGAAAAGGUCCAAGGGUUAUGCAUUUGUUGAGUACAGCACAGAGGAGGCUGCAAGCGCAGCAUUGAAAGAGAUGAAUGGCCAGAUUAUUAAUGGAUGGAUGAUAGUAGUGGAUGUUGCCAAGACUAACCCACCAAGGGAUCAUGUCAGGCGAUCAGUUUGACAAGCCAAAAGCCUUUCAAGGUAUUAACUAUUUCUAGCUCUGCGCUCUUAUUAUAAGUCAAGAUAACACAAACCGGAGUAUUGCAGAACAUAAUAGAAUUAUGUGCAAUUAUUAUAGUCAACUAUUCUCAACCUUAGGAGUCAUUUCUAUUUUAUCUAUGUUUACCGUCUUUUUCCAGAGUUAAAUCUUAAUCUAUUAGUUGACUUUGACUUGGGCUUGUACUAGCAGUAAUAGACUAAUACUUGGGAUUAAUGUUAUAUAUUUUCACAUUAGUCAAAGAAAUUCAGCUUCAUAUUAAUUUUGAUGUAUAAUUCAAUUUUUUUAAAUGAUAAAAAAAAUUACCCGCUCUUUAUCUUAAUUUAAAAUAUCCGCUGUUUUAUAUCUGAUUAUAGUUAUCCUACAAGGUUCCCAAUAAUUACUAUCAAAAUAGUUCACUCAUAUUACCUGCUGAUUUAAUGACAAUCCUUUUUGCUUUUAUGGUGUCUGUUAUCUGUUGCUUAAAGUAAAAACUAACUUCAUGGCAUAUUCUUCCUCUUUGCAUCUAUUCUAAUAUGUUUAUGUCAUGAAUAAUUCUAGGAUUAAGGUUGUUUCUAUACAGAACAUUGAACAGUUCUUCUCCUACUAUAUGGAAACUAAAACAAUCAGAGGAUUCUCUGUCACCUCACAUAAGUAAAGAUGAAAAUUGUAAAUAAGAUGAGAGAUACUCUAAAAUAGGACGAGGUGAUUUGUGUGGUACAACAUUGGUGGAGGUGAGUUAGGUAAGAAAAAUAUAAAGAUAAAAAAAAUAUAAUUGGUAAGAGAAAAGUAUAUGGUUUUGCAUCUGCAAAGAGAAAGAGAUAUAAUGUUUUUUUGGUGACAAGAGGUCCCAAAAGGGAAGAAAACAAACUAGGAGGCUAUUCUAGCAUUCAAGCUAAUAAAAUGCAUAAGCUCCUCUGUUUAACUCAAUCUAGGUAAUAUGACCAGACGUGCACUUCUAGCACAGUUAUUAUACUCGGAUUGGACUGACCAAUUCGAUAAGAAAACCAAUGAACUUAUACUUGUGCUAGUCCAUUUUCAAUUUUUAACCAUUUUGGCAAUUGACCGGUAGAAAACUGGUCAAACCGGUGCAAAACCGAACCUGUUGACCCGAUGGGUCAAUGCCAUCUGCGCAUCUCCACGGCUGGAACAGCAGCAAGCUAGAUCAUAGGAGGAGUACCAUAGCCUUUUAAAAGGUUUCCAGCAGCAAAGUCCCCAAACGCCACCUCCUUGCAUCAUCAAGCAAGUGCCUUUUCUUGUGUUAGAAAGCAUUAUAUACAC
Arachis ipaensis is the source of this 3019-nucleotide messenger RNA. RefSeq names its product organelle RRM domain-containing protein 1, chloroplastic. Gene Ontology annotation, molecular function: RNA binding. NCBI's taxonomy places the organism in Eukaryota, Viridiplantae, Streptophyta, Magnoliopsida, Fabales, Fabaceae. The record is from RefSeq and is a predicted model, not a curated record. Gene Ontology annotation, biological process: cytidine to uridine editing; mitochondrial mRNA modification. Gene Ontology annotation, cellular component: mitochondrion.